This is a messenger RNA of Camellia sinensis, 3695 nucleotides long. NCBI's taxonomy places the organism in Eukaryota, Viridiplantae, Streptophyta, Magnoliopsida, Ericales, Theaceae. The record is from RefSeq and is a predicted model, not a curated record.
GGCAGUGAAGAAUCAGAAAUUACAGGAACAGUUUGAUGCUGAAGCUUCGAGUUCUUCUAACAGCGGUUCAACUAGUGGGAAACCUAUUUUUCAAGGGGUUUCUAUUUUCGUUGAUGGAUUUACGGUUCCCCCUAGUCAGGUUUUGAUGAACUUUGAUAAUUUGUGUUGAAUGCCAGUAGGGUUGCCAAGAAAUUGGAAUAAAAUCAAAGGAAAACCAAAUUUGUAUGCACGUUGGCACACAUUGAUUUCAUUAGUAGUAUGUGUGUAUGCAUAUUUAUUUUACUGUUUCCUUACUGAAACCUUAACAGGAACUGCGAAGUUACAUGCUAAGGCAUGGAGGACGCUUGGAGAAUUAUUUUUCUAGGCAUCGUGUUACUCAUGUCAUCUGCAGUAACCUUCCUGACAGUAAAAUUAAGAACCUGAGGUUUGCAUUGCAUGAUCAAGUUUGACAUCCAAUGCUGAUAAUAAGCAUUUCUUUAACUCCUAUAAUUUGUAUCGCUGGUGUUUUUACGUUAGGUCUUUUAGUGGUGGGCUCCCAGUAGUGAAACCCGCUUGGGUGUUGGAUUCUGUUGCUGCUAAUAAACUUUUAAGUUGUAAGCUUUCUUUCUUUUCUUUUUCUCUUUUUUAUUUAUUAACUUGAUUUAUUGGUUCUAGAUCUGAGCAGCUUUUGAAUUUUCAUUACUUUUUAAUUGCUACUUUUGGUUCUAAAUAACAAGAAGGAAAAGGAAAGGAAGUUGAUUGGCAAUGGUAAAGAAGGGAAGCCCUUUUAACAGGGUACCUUACCAACUUGACCAGAUUGCUAGUGAAGCUCAUAACCAACCAAAGCUAUCGGCCUUUUUUGCUCUGAAAAACAGUCCAGUCUUAAAUGAUACUGUGACUUGUGUGAAUGGUCAAAUAAAACCUGAAACUGAGCAUCCAUCAUUGGAAGGUGGCACAAUUAAGGAGGCUCACUUAUCUGGUGGAUCCAUGGAACACUCAAGGCCAUGUAGUGGAGAAUGGGAUGAUGGUGUGCAUGGGAAUAGUACAGGAACAGUAAUUGAGGAGCCAACAUGUAAUGAUGGAAAAUAUAGUGAAGGGAAAACGGUUGAACCAAUUAUACAUAAGAGCAGUGCUGGAAUUGAAGAUCAAGCUAGCCCCUCUCGGCCUUCUGCUUCAGUUAGCAGCCACAAUACUAAAAGAUCAAUAAGUUCAGCAGUUGUUGGGCCUUCCAAGCCGCAGCAUUCUACUCUUGUCGACCCCAAUUUUGUGGAAAAUUAUUUCAAGAGCUCUAGGCUACACUUCAUAGGUACCUGGAGAAGUCGGUAUCGUAAGCGUUUUCCUAGCUUUAAGUACACAGUUCCUGAUGUUAAGGUUUCUUCUUUGAGGACUUCUGUUAUCCAUGUGGACAUGGACUCUUUUUUUGUUUCAGUGGUCAUAAGGAACCAUCCGGAAUUAAGGGAUAAGCCUGUAGCUGUGUGCCAUUCUGACAAUCCACGAGGAACUGCUGAAAUUUCGUCUGCAAACUACCCUGCUCGAGAUUAUGGAGUACGGGCUGGAAUAUUUGUUAGAAACGCCAAGGCUCUUUGUCCUCACCUUGUCAUUCUUCCUUAUGACUUUGAAGCUUAUGAGCAGGUGGCUGAUCAGUUUUACAAUAUCCUGCAUAAACAUUGCAGCAAAGUGCAGGCUGUAAGCUGUGACGAAGCAUUUUUAGAUGUCACGGAAUCAGAAGUGGAAGAUUCUCAGUUAUUAGCUUCAGUAAUUAGAAAAGAGAUAUUUGAAGCUACAGGAUGCACCGCAAGUGCUGGAAUUGCUGGGAAUUUGCUAAUGGCUCGCCUUGCCACGAGAGCUGCUAAACCAGAUGGUCAAUUCUACAUCCCUCCUGAGAAGGUGGAUGAUUACUUGCAUGAACUUCCAAUUAAGGCACUUCCAGGAAUUGGGCAUGUCUUAGAGGAGAAGUUGAAAGUGAGACACAUUCAGACAUGUGGCCAGUUGCGCAUGAUCUCCAAGGAAUCUCUUCAAAAGGACUUUGGGAUUAGAACUGGUGAUAUGCUGUGGAAAUAUAGUAGAGGGAUUGAUGAUCGGCUGGUUGGAAUGGUCCAGGAAAGCAAGUCUGUAGGUGCUGAAGUAAAUUGGGGUGUGAGGUUCAACGAUUUGAAAGAUUGUCAGCAUUUUCUCAUGAACCUUUGCAAGGAGGUCUCAUUGCGUUUGCAGGGAUGUACGGUGCAAGGGCGCUGUUUUACCCUUAAGAUAAAGAAGAGAAGAAAUGACGCUGAGCCAGUGAAGUAUAUGGGUUGUGGAGACUGUGAGAACCUAAGCCACUCUAUAACGGUUCCCAUGGCUACUGAUGAUGUAGAGCUAAUCCAAAGGAUAACCACACAGCUCUUUGGUUCUUUUCAUAUAGAUGUCAAGGAUAUUCGGGGCGUGGGCUUACAAGUUUCUAAGCUUGAGAGUGUAGAUCCUGCCAAGCAAGGGCAUGAAAGGAACUCUAUUCGUUCUUGGCUCGCCUCUGCCUCUUCAAGUACCAAAGAACAUUCUAAAAUCGGUUUUCCAGCCAAAGAGAGUGCUAGUAGAGGUCAGAUGUGCACCGUUUCACCUUCAAUUCAAAUUGGGACUAAUCCAUCAAAUGCUGAAGCUCCCGUAAACCAGGAUUUAGCUCUACCACCUUUAGAUGAUCUUGAUUUGGGAGUUAUAGAAGGUCUUCCUCCAGAUCUGUUUUCAGAAAUUAAUGAUAUGUAUGAUGGGAAGUUGAUUAAUUUGAUUUCAAAAAAGAAAGGCAAAAAUGUGGAUGCCAGCAAUUCUCUGUGCACUAUGCAUCAGGAGAGAGUACAAGUUGCAAUAAAUGAGGGUAAGGGACCCUUUUGGCUGGAUCCAGCUUGUGUAAAUGAAAGCCCUGUGGAGGAUAAGGAAGAGAAUUGUCCAGUUGAGAACAAUCAGGGAGAGCCUGCUUCUGAGGGACCCUCAAAUUCGGUCUUUUUCACUUCAGUUCCUAAUAAAAUUGAUUUAAUGCCUUCAUCUCUAAGUCAAGUAGAUAUCUCAGUGUUACAACAACUGCCUGAGGAAUUAAGAGUUGACAUACUUGAGGUGCUUCCUGCACAUAGGAGGCCAGAAUGCACAUCAGAUGCUGCUUUGGGUCCUACAUCCAAAUCCGAAGAAUCACCAUGUCUGAAAUGUCCUGAGAAUCGGCUUGGGUCAAUGAAUUCUGUUUCAAGGAAUGAACUUUGGGUUGGAAAUCCACCAGAGUGGGUUGAGAAGUUCAAAGAUAGCAAUUGCUCGAUCUUGAAAUUUCUUGCGGACAUGUAUUACAGAUCAGGUUCGAGGGGUCGUCUGUCUUCUAUUUUGCAAUGCACUCUUUCAGAAUCUGAACUUCAUAGUGAUGCAAGUAAUGAUGGAUGGGAUGAUGCUAUUGGUUGCUUGUGCGAUCUUCUCAAGCAGUAUAUUAAGCGACAAAUAGAAACAGAUAUUGAAGAGAUCUAUGUUUGCUUUCGUCUUCUUAGAAGGUUUACUACAAAGUCAAAAUUUUUCUUUCAAGUUUACAAUGUCGUCCUUCCUCACCUUCAGGCAUCUGUUGGUGAAAACUAUGGAGGAAGCUUGCAUAUUUCAGAUGGGAGUGAAUAGUGUUUCUAACAUGGGUGGAGCUAUGCAUGAAGUAGUGAGUUCAAUUGAACCCACUGAACUUUGAUUUUUUGUUUAGAAUUAUGUAGUGUUAUAUAAAAUUU